Molecule: messenger RNA, 2828 nt
Organism: Ruditapes philippinarum (Manila clam)
Lineage: Eukaryota; Metazoa; Mollusca; Bivalvia; Venerida; Veneridae
Product: sulfide:quinone oxidoreductase, mitochondrial-like
Exons: 10
Coding region: 270-1637 (455 amino acids)
Cellular component (GO): mitochondrion
Molecular function (GO): sulfide:quinone oxidoreductase activity; FAD binding
Source: RefSeq, a predicted model, not a curated record
UAUGUAAUAAAUGCACAAUGCUGAAAGUAGUGUGUAAAUGCAUCAGCCAGAAUUAUCAUGCAUUAUUAGUGUUGUUUUUGUUUCUUUUCCCACUGGAUAUAUGACUGGAUUCUACACUUAUUGAAUAUAUAGUUUCGGACAAAGCUAAAUUCAAAUUAAUUUUCUUUAUAGACAGAAUGAAUGCGAAGUGAAAAAAAAUCAAAUCGUAUUUUCUUUCAAAUUUGUUUAGAAACUUUGUUUUUCAUCAUAUUUCUGGAAAUUGAAUUAAGAUGGUUUCACGCACAGGACGUACGCUGUUUGUGAUGGUAGCUCGUGGUUACAGUGGUGCACGUGGUAACGGUAGUGCACGUGGUUACAGCAGUGCACGUGGUAACGGUAGUUCACGAGGAAAUGAUACCAUACAUCACAAGCUGGUGGUGGCUGGAGGAGGAACAGGGGGUUGUUCAGUCUCGGCACGUGCAUGUCGUGCACUCGGUCCCGGAACUGUUGCUGUCAUUGAACCGUCUGAGAAACAUUACUAUCAAUCAAUGUGGACGAUGGUCGGCGGCGGGAUCAAACAAAUGCAACAGUCGGAGAUGGUCACGGCGGAGAUACUACCUAAACCUUGUAAACUAUACAAGACAAGGGUAGCAGAAUUCCAGCCAGAUAAAAAUACGGUCGUCCUAGCUAACGGACAAAAGUUAAGUUAUGAUUAUUUGGUUAUUGCCCUUGGAAUUCAGAUUAACCCAGGCAAGGUAGAAGGGCUUGUUGAAGCGUUUAAGAACGACCCAACGGUCUGCUGCAACUAUAUGAAGGACACGGUAGUUAAGACAUACCCGGCUAUACAGAACUUCCGGGGAGGUAACGCCAUCUUUACUUUACCAAACACACCUAUCAAAUGUGGCGGGGCACCGCAGAAAAUCAUGUACUUGGCAGACGAGUACUGGAGAAAUCAUGGUGUCCGAGACAAAACAAAAAUAAUGUUUAACACGUCUCUGGGUGUAAUAUUUGGGGUUAAGAAAUACGCUGAGCGUCUGUUGAAGAUAAUUGACCGGAAACACAUUGAGGUGAAUUUUAGACGAAAUCUAACGUCGGUAAACCAUCUGAAGAAACUGGCCGUGUUCGAGCACUUAGACACCGGUGACAAGGAGACGUACAAUUAUGACUUUAUGCACGUUGUUCCACCUAUGUCUGCCCCGGAUGUAUUGAAGUGCUCUACCUCACAAAUAACUGAUGAGGCCGGCUGGCUGGACGUUAACAAGUACACAAUGCAACAUAACAAAUAUCCAAACAUCUUUGGUCUCGGUGAUUGUACAAGUGUACCCACAUCUAAAACAGCCGCUGCAGUCGCAUCACAGAAUAAAAUUUUACUGAACAGUUUGUGUCAAGUGAUGAAAGGAAAAGUACCCGACGGAAAAUAUGACGGGUACACAGCAUGUCCUCUUAUAACCGGGUACCAUUCUUGUAUAAUGGCCGAGUUCGAUUUUGAUGGCAACCCGCUAGAGACGUUUCCUAUUGACCAAGGGAAAGAAAGACGAACGAUGUUCUAUGUGAAGAAAGACGUAAUGCCACAGCUAUACUGGCGAUUGUUCGUCAAUGGUAAGUGGGGCGGACCUAAGCCGUUCAGGAAAGCGAUGCAUCUUUGGAUGUGCAGAUAGAACAACUUUUCAUGCUGCUGAUUAAAAGAACGUUCAAUGAAGAUGUGAAUUUUGUCGACGUAACUUAAUUACGUCCUAAUUAACAUAAUCCUGAGACUUAUUAUAGAUUCAGAUUUAUGUACAACUGAGUAUUUCGAAAUAUGGAAUGAAAUUUAUCGACAAUAUACUUCUGUUCGAUUUUACUUAUAAACUAUUGUUAUUUUGUACAAUAUACAUUUUGUCUUUCAACUCGUCUUUUAUUUCAAAGGGUAUGUUUAAAUGUGUAUUAGUUCAUAAAUAGUAUCAUAGUUACUGUUAUGUAACAGGUCACUAGAUUGGAAUAAAUAUUUUGAUCAUGACAUAUUAUACGGUGUAAUUUGAACCAUAUUUUGGCCAAUGCUAACCUGGUAACAUGAUUCAUUGAAUGGAUAUCAUAUUAUGCGAUGUGGUGUGUUAGUAUGUAUUAUUUUGAAUAUGUCAAUGAUUAUUUAAUAAAUAUGCAUUAUGCUCGCAUAACAUAUUGUCGAGGGUAUUUUCAAAGCUUUAUCUAAAUUGUCAUUUUCAUUAUGAUGACAGCACGCGCAACCAGCACGCGCCAACACUCAUGUUGUUAAAAAUCUAUAUUAUAAUAUGGAUGCUUUUGAAUAGUCUUUAUAAAAUUUUAGUUCCAUUUUUUCGAGAUGAUCUUUUUCAAAACAAAUACAGGCUGAUUUUUUAAGGGUUUUCAUUUCGCCAGUAACAUAUUUAGUGCUUCUCCUGGCGACAUCACAAAGAUAAUUGAGCCGUGCCACGACAAAAGCAACAUAGUUGCGACCAGCAUGGAUCCAGACCAGCCUGCGCAUCCGCGCAGUCUGAUCAGGAUCCGUGCUGUUCGCUUAUCUACCCUAUUACAAGUAGAGAAACUGAUAGCGAACAGCAUGGAUCCUGAUCAGACUGUGCGGAUGCGCAGGCUGGUCUGGAUCCAUGCUGAUCGCAAACUCACUAUGAUGGUUUUGUCGUGACGCGGCUCAUAUAUAAAUCAGUCGCCAUAUGAAACAUUUGUGCUGUUUUUCUUUUAAUAAACAUUCAAUAAAUGAUGAAAAUAUACAUGCAAAUAUUAAGAAAUUGUAUGAAAAUUAAUUGUUACAUCAGUGUAGUUUGUAUCAUGUAGGAGAUGUACAUAGAUGUUACCUUUUCGAUCCCUAAUUAAAUAUCGUUAAUACAAGUAUAAAA